CAGGGGACCGAGCAGAGAAAAUCUGGGAGGAAAGAAAAAGAAAAUCCAGGGAACUGAGUCAGCAGCAGCAGCAGCGGGUCUCAGUCUGCUGCUCCCCCUCAACUUCCGCGGAUCCAUUUCAGCUCCGAUCUCCACAAACUCAACACUCACACACUUCACAGUGAAGUCGGAUGGGUUUCCUUCACGAUAAGAAGCAUCUGUGGGGGGGAAACGAGGCGUAAAAAAGGACAGAGAGAAGAGGAAAACUGAGUGGACCAUCCCGUCUCGCUGAGCACACCACGUCCCUGUGCUAAAUAUUCACCCGGACGCUUCAUGUCAGUCCGAGUGUCAGCCAUGAGCGUUCUUCCUCCUGUGCGAAGGGACCGAAUCAUCGCUCAGCUCCCUCAGUAUUUCAAGAAGGAAGCAGCUCUCCACACUAAAGACGAUUUCAACAAUAAAGUGAGGACUGCCUGCCAGGAGCAGCGCACCGGCACUGUGGGCAGAUUCAAAAUCUCUAAGGUCAUUGUGGUGGGUGACCUGGCUGUGGGGAAAACCUGUCUGAUUAAUAGAUUUUGCAAAGAUGCUUUUGAUAAGAACUACAAGGCAACGAUCGGUGUUGACUUUGAGAUGGAGCGGUUUGAGGUGUUGGGUGUCCCUUUCAGUCUACAGCUGUGGGACACUGCGGGCCAAGAGAGGUUCAAGUGCAUUGCUUCUACGUACUACAGAGGAGCCCAGGUUGUGAUCAUCGCGUUUGAUGUAAAUGAUGUUGCCUCUUUGGGCCAUGUGAGGCAGUGGCUCGAAGACGCCUUGAAAGAGAACGACCCCACCGCUGUCCAGCUGUUCCUCGUCGGCACAAAGAAAGACCUGAGUUCUCCUGCUCAGUAUUCUCGGAUCGAACAAGAUGCUCUCAAACUAGCACAGGAGAUGAGAGCAGAGUACUGGGCUGUUUCAUCACUCACAGGGGAAAACGUGAAAGAGUUUUUCUUCCGAGUUGCAUCAUUGGCGUUUGAGACCAACGUUCUUGCGGAGUUGGAGAAAAGUGGAUCGAGGCAAAUUGGAGAUGUCGUCAGAAUUAACAGCACUUCAAACAAACUGUACGCUACAUCGAAGAAGAAACACCCGAACUGCUGCCAGUAAGGAUGCAAGCGGGAGUUUAAAGUAAAAAGGUACAGACUGAAAAUUAGGAUUUUUCUCAGCGGAAAAAGACUGUGGUUGCUCUCCAGCUCAUGGGAGGGAUUUCUGUGGUCAGAGCAGGAGGAGGGAUGCAGGAGUUUCACUUCCUGAUAUGUUUGAAUUCAGUUUUUCCUGGCCUGUGAUGAGUUUUGCUCUGUGGGAUGUGGAUUCUUGCGGUGUCGCUCGGUUUAACUUGUCCGGAGUUACAGAGUGGCACAAAAAUGACAGGUUCUGCUGAGAUGCCAAAGAAUGACUGUGGAUGGUUACUUUACUUAGAGCUUGAAUUAAAUCUUCAGUUUUGAUGCUGUAGCUUGUUUUACAAUCAAGAUUCAUCAUCACAAUAAUACUCAUUUCCUAAAUGACUGUUUUUACUCGGUACUAAACCUCUUUUCCUAAUAUUGUAGAUUAGAGGUUACCAACCUCUCUGUAAGAAGUAAGAUAUUGCAGUAAAUCACAAGACAACAAAGAUUUGAGGAAAGUCAGAAGCAAUAAACUUUUAAACUUUUUUUGUUUAACAGUCCUGCUAAUCAUCUCCCGACCCUUCAGAUUUAUGGUCGACUCCUCGCGGAGGGCCCAACUCGCUGGUUGAGAACCAUUGUUGUAACGUAGAUGCAGCCUUGGACAUUUUUAUCUGCGGUGUAUUCUUUCCUAGGUACUUUUUGCCUUUUUGUUUACAAUCAAAUCAGUGACUGAAUUUGAAAAAUUUUCAUAUCAGAAACUGAAAUUUUGUGUGUUUGAUCAUUUAUUGUCUUUUUAAAAAUUCUCAUGGUAUGUGUAACAUGUCAUAAAGGUAUUAAAACAGGAUCAUAUCAUUAAUGUGUUUCGGAAAUAUCAUACAUGUAUUUUGAAGACGUAAUUAUUUAGUUAAAAUCACGGCUUAUGUUAUGUUUAAAAAAAGUCAUAUUAAACAAGGUUUUCACUAUUUCUUAAACAAAUAUAAAAUGUCUAUGCAGAUGAAACAA
Molecule: messenger RNA, 2114 nt
Organism: Seriola aureovittata
Lineage: Eukaryota; Metazoa; Chordata; Actinopteri; Carangiformes; Carangidae
Gene: rab34a
Product: RAB34, member RAS oncogene family a
Exons: 11
Coding region: 313-1116 (267 amino acids)
Biological process (GO): phagosome-lysosome fusion; endocytosis
Molecular function (GO): GTP binding; GTPase activity
Source: RefSeq, a predicted model, not a curated record